AUGUUGCUAUUUGGUUUAAGUUUAGGUGUUGCCUGUUUUAUUUUACACUUCUGUUUCUUUGUACUUUCAGAACAACAAGGCAUCAAAAUUAGACUUCUAGAUUUCAGGUCUUUAUUAAGACAGGACUCUGGUUGGUAUGACUUUCAAAACAGUGGAGAGUUAACAACUAAAAUCAUAAGUGAUGUCAAAACCAUAUCAGACGCCAUGUCUCCAAGAGUAGGUGCUCUCUUCCAAAUGAUUGGUACUGUUCUUUCAGCAAUAGUUUUAUGUUUUGUCACAUGUUGGGACUUAGCUUUAGUCCUUUUUUCGUCGAUACCUUUUAUUGUUUUAAGUCUCUACAUCAUUGGAUUUGGUGUCUCCAAAACGACUCAAAAAGCCGACAAAUACAUAACAAGUGCAGAUGGACAAGCGGAGUCGACCAUUGGCAACAUCCGCACCGUACAAUAUUUAAAUCAAGAAAACAACUUUGCGUCGUCUUACAAUGACAAGAUGAACAAGGCUGAAAGGUUUUUAUACAUCAGAGGAAGUCUAACUGGACUUGGGAUAGCAGUUGCAAAUUUCCUUAUUUUUAAUUCUUUUUCGCUUGGAUUAUGGUAUGCUUCAAUGAUCAUAAGAGGACACGGCGGGUCUAAAAAUACGUCGGCUGGUACUGUAAUGACAGUCUUCUUCUCUAUUAUUACAGUGAUGCAAAUGUUGCCGACCAUUGGAACACCACUUGAGUUGCUUUCUAAAGGAAAAACAGCGGCAUUUCGAAUAUACAAUACCAUUGAUAGAAUACCAAAUAUCGACACUAAAGAUAAUUCAGGAAAAAGACCCGAAACGUGUGAUGGAAAAAUUGUUUUUGAAGAUGUGCAAUUUAGUUACCCAAGUCGACCUGAAAAAACCAUUUUGAAUGGACUUGAUUUGACAAUUGAAAAAGGAAAGACAGUGGCUCUUGUUGGAGAGUCUGGCUGUGGGAAGAGUACUACAAUACAAUUGAUUCAAAGAUUGUAUGAAAUCAGUGGCGGGUCGAUAAAAAUAGAUAACACCAAAAUCGAUGAAUUGAAUGUCAACUGGCUUAGAAGCCAAAUUGGGAUAGUUGGACAAGAGCCUGUGUUAUUUAACUGCUCGAUUAAAGACAACAUACUUCUUGGGGCAAAAGAAGAUCAAAAAGUGACAGAUGAUGAUAUCAGUGAAGUCUGCAAAAUGGCGAAUGCAAGUGACUUUAUUAACAAAUUACCGAAUACAUAUGACACUCUUGUAGGUGAUAGAGGGGCACUUCUAUCUGGUGGUCAAAAGCAGCGAAUUGCAAUUGCAAGAGCUUUAAUAAAGAAUCCACAAAUUUUACUAUUAGAUGAGGCUACAAGUGCACUCGACACACAAAGUGAAAAAGUUGUGCAAAAUGCCUUAGAAAAGGCUGGUAAAGGUAGAACAACAAUAAUUGUCGCACAUCGACUUUCAACAGUGAGAAAUGCAGAUUUGAUUUGUGUGUUCCAUCAAGGAGAAAUAGUAGAGAAAGGGACACAUAACGAGUUAAUGGAUUUAAAAGGAACUUACUAUAACUUAGUCAAACGGCAGUCUUUAGAAGAAGAGGCGGAUCAAGACGAAGUCGAUCAAAAAAUGAAAAAUUCAAAUUAA
Messenger RNA from Entamoeba invadens IP1, 1617 nucleotides. RefSeq names its product multidrug resistance protein, putative. Gene Ontology annotation, molecular function: ATP hydrolysis activity; ABC-type transporter activity; ATP binding. Gene Ontology annotation, biological process: transmembrane transport. The record is from RefSeq and is a predicted model, not a curated record. Gene Ontology annotation, cellular component: membrane. The coding region runs from base 1 to 1617 and encodes 538 amino acids. The transcript has a single exon. NCBI's taxonomy places the organism in Eukaryota, Evosea, Mastigamoebida, Endamoebidae.